AUGGAGGGUGCCAAAGACCGUCUCAAGCAGCUCGCAUCGCACUUCACCUCUGCAAACCCCGUACCCGGUCCACCGCCCAUUCAACCCGGCGAUAGCCACGAAUACCACCACAGACACAACUUCCACACGCUCAGCCCGACAUGGUUUCUCUGGCGCGCCGCACAGAUUGAGCCCGAUGCUUUGGCAAUAUACCACAAGACGGCCAACAACCAAAUCCUGCGGCGUUCUUAUGCCGAAGCUGCGGAUCGCGCGCGAGGACUGGCAUACUACUUGAGGAAACAUGGGUAUAAGAGAGUGGGUAUACUGGCGACCAAUACGCCAGCGUUCCUGGAGAGCAUAUUUGGAAUUGCAGCUGCGGGGGCUGUAAACGUAGCUAUCAAUUAUCGGCUCAAACCUGAUGACAUUAGCUACAUUUUCCAACAUUCGGAUGUAGACAUGAUUAUCGCAGAUGCGGAAUUUGUGAGCUUGCUAGACGACUACAAAAAGGCAAAACCGAAUGUACCAAUCCUAAUCGACACGGACAUGGAUGCCACCGAAGGCGAGCUCUCUGGUCCCUUCGACGAUGCAGUCUUGGAAGGACUGAAGUAUGAUGUAGAGCAGGGCGGCAAAGGAUGGGAGGACCUGGAGUCGCAUGCAAACAACGAGGAAGAUGUUAUUGCGCUGGCAUACACGAGUGGGACCACGGCCAGACCAAAAGGUGUUGAAUACACCCACCGCGGAGUCUACCUCGCUGCCAUGGGCAAUGUCAUUGAAUCCGGGCUCAACUACCAUUCAGGUCGCGCAAAGUAUCUCUGGACACUGCCUAUGUUCCACGCCACAGGCUGGACCUUUCCCUGGUCCGUCACCGCAGUCCGAGGCACACAUUACUGCCUCCGAAAGAUCGACUACCCAGAAAUCUGGCGUCUGCUCAAGGAAGAAGGCAUAACGCACUUCAACGCCGCCCCAACUGUCAACACCCUCCUCUGCGCAGCCAAAGAAGCCGAACGCCUCCCCCACCCCGUCCGCGUCACCGUAGCAGCAUCCCCGCCCUCAGCCUGGCUCUUUGAGCAAAUGUCAAACCUGAACCUCAGCCCCGUCCACGUCUACGGCUUAACCGAGACCUACGGACCCAUCACAAAGGGCUACCACGUGCCUGAAUGGGAUACUUUGCCUGAAAAGGAGAAAUACAGCCGCAUGGCACGCCAGGGCCACGGCUUCAUCGUCGCCAAAGCCCUCCGCGUCAUCAAGCCUGAGCAACCCGCCGGCGUCCUCACGAACGUGGAGAAGGACGGCAAGGAAAUCGGCGAAAUCAUCUUCGAAGGCAACAUCUGCGCAAAGGGGUACUACAAGGACGCCGAGGCAACACGCAAGCUGUGGGAAGGAGGAUGGUUGCAUACGGGUGAUUUGGCAGUUUGGCAUCCAGAUGGUGCAAUUCAGAUUCUCGAUCGCGCAAAGGAUAUUAUUAUCAGUGGCGGCGAAAACAUCUCCUCCGUCGCCCUCGAAGCAAUGCUCUCGACGCACCCUGCCAUCCUCGAAGUCGGCGUCUGCGCCGUUCCCGAUUCGCACUGGGGUGAGCGGCCCAAGGCGUUUGUGACGACGAAGGAUGGGUCGAAUAGCGAGACGUUGGGCGCAGAGGUGAUUCAGUGGGCCAAGGAGAAUAGCCAUAUUAGUCGGUUUAUGGUGCCGAGGGAGGUGGUGGUUGUGCGGGAGUUGCCCAAGACGAGUACGGGCAAGAUUCAGAAAAAUGUGCUUAGGGAGUGGGCGAGGAAGGGGGUUGUCGAGUAA
Messenger RNA from Bipolaris oryzae ATCC 44560, 1764 nucleotides. RefSeq lists its product as uncharacterized. The record is from RefSeq and is a predicted model, not a curated record. NCBI's taxonomy places the organism in Eukaryota, Fungi, Ascomycota, Dothideomycetes, Pleosporales, Pleosporaceae. The transcript is spliced from 2 exons. Bases 1 to 1764 code for a protein of 587 amino acids.